AUGAGGGGAGGGAGUUUCAUUGGGAGUUUCAUACCGCGGGAGUUUUCUUCCUUCAUGCUGGUCGGAGUUUACAUCCCUCCUCAGGCCAACGCGAACAACGCACUGUGCGAGCUGGCUGACCAGAUCACCACCCUGGAGAGGAAAUUCCCGGACUCCUUUACAAUUAUCCUUGGGGAUUUUAACAGAGCAAACCUCAACCACGAACUCCCUAAAUACAGACAGCAUAUAGACUGCCCCACCAGGGACAACAUCAUACUGGAUCACUGUUACACCACUCUAAAAGACGCCUAUCGCUCUGUGCCCCGGGCAGCUUUGGGACAUUCUGAUCACUGCAUGGUCCAUCUUAUUCCAGUUUAUAGGCAAAAACUCAAACGUGCCAAGCCUGUAGUCAAAACUGUGAAGAAGUGGACUAACGCAGCAAAGCAGGAACUGCAGGACUGUUUUGACUGCACUGAUUGGACUGUUUUUGAAGCUGUAUCUGAUAACCUGGAUGAGCUCACGGACACUGUGACAUCAUACAUCAGUUUUUGUGAAGACGUGUGUGUGCCAACAAAGACCUUUUGCACCUCAGCCAACGACCCUGCGUCAGUGUGGAGGGGCCUGCAGGAAAUCACCAGCUACAGACGCCCCCCACCCACUGUUGAAGCAAACAAAGACCUGGCCAACGAGCUAAAUACAUUCUACUGCAGGUUUGAGACAGACAGACUCCCACGCCUCACCCUCCCCUCCCCAGAGACACCGCUUCAGACACCGACCCCCAACACACCUUCCACCUCUCCCCCCUUCACCCUCACCCUCUCCAAUCCAAAACCCACCAUCACAGGACUGAACGACUACAGACCUAUCGCCUUGACCUGCUACUGCUCACCUGCCCGACUGGCCGGACGUGGAGCUGCCCGGCCCAUCGGAGCUGUCAUCAAAAGGGAAGCAGCGAUCACGCCGCCGACGCCCAUCACCACAGCCGGACCCCGAGACUUCUGA
Oreochromis aureus is the source of this 981-nucleotide messenger RNA. RefSeq lists its product as uncharacterized. The transcript has 4 exons. The record is from RefSeq and is a predicted model, not a curated record. The coding region runs from base 1 to 981 and encodes 326 amino acids. NCBI's taxonomy places the organism in Eukaryota, Metazoa, Chordata, Actinopteri, Cichliformes, Cichlidae.